GGCAGAGAGAAGCAGCAACCAAAAAAAGAGCGGCUGUCCAGAUUCAUUGCAUAUUCCUUAAAAAACAAGAUAGAAAUCUUCUGCCCUUCUUCCAUCAGAAUCCGAUCGAAGGCAGGGUGGCACGUUCUGUAAAUUCAUCAAACUCCUAGGGCAAGUCCGAUUCGAGAUGGGCUCUCAGGAAGAGGAGAGGCUGCUCGUGGAAGACGGAUCUUCAGAGAUUCAGAAUGGAACUGUUGGUCCCUAUACGGGAGAUGGAUCGGUUGACCUUAAAGGAAAUCCUGUCUUGAGGCACAACACUGGCAACUGGCGAGCAUGCCCAUUCAUUCUAGGGACUGAAUGCUGUGAGCGUUUGGCCUACUAUGGAAUUGCUACAAAUCUUGUCACUUACCUCACCAACACUCUACAUGAAGGAAAUGUUUCUGCUGCAAGGAAUGUUACAACAUGGUCAGGCACCUGCUACCUCAUGCCCCUACUUGGCGCUGUUUUAGCAGAUGCUUAUUGGGGAAGAUACUGGACAAUCGCCAUUUUCUCCACCAUUUACUUCAUUGGUAUGUGCAUGUUGACACUUUCAGCAUCCAUUCCCGCGUUGAAGCCUCCCUCUUGCAUGGGGUCCAUUUGCCCAUCAGCAUCUCCAGUUCAGUACGCCGUAUUCUUCUUCGGCCUCUAUAUGAUUGCUCUAGGGACAGGUGGGAUCAAACCUUGUGUGUCAUCAUUUGGAGCUGAUCAGUUCGAUGAUACCGACCUAACGGAGAGAGUGAAAAAGGGGUCAUUCUUCAAUUGGUUUUAUUUCUCUAUCAACAUUGGCGCUCUCAUAUCAAGCAGCUUGAUUGUUUGGAUCCAAGACAAUUGUGGAUGGGGAUUGGGAUUCGGCAUUCCAACAUUGUUUAUGGGUCUCGCUAUCGGAAGCUUUUUCUCGGGUACAAUCCUUUAUAGGUUUCAGAAACCCGGCGGAAGUCCCAUUACAAGAAUGUGCCAGGUUGUGGUUGCAUCUUUGCGGAAGUGGAAUGUAGAGGUUCCUCAUGACAGCUCUCUCCUGUAUGAAGUACAGGAUAAAACCUCAGCGAUUGGAGGGAGUCGGAAACUGGAGCACAGUGAUGAACUCGAGUGCCUCGACAAAGCUGCAACGGUGACCAAUCUUGACAUGAAGACUAAUGAUUUUUCAAAUCCAUGGCGGCUUUGCACUGUCACCCAAGUGGAGGAACUCAAGAUACUGGUCCGCAUGUUCCCCAUAUGGGCCACUGGGAUCGUCUUCUCCGCUGUCUAUGCACAGAUGUCUACCAUGUUUCUCGAGCAAGGCAUGGUCCUCGACACCUCUCUCGGUUCCUUCACCAUUCCGCCUGCAUCGCUCUCAACCUUUGACACAAUCAGCGUCAUCAUAUGGGUCCCAAUCUAUGAUCGGAUUCUCGUCCCAAUAGCAAGGAAGUUUACAGGGAAGGAAAGGGGCUUCUCAGAGCUCCAACGGAUGGGCAUUGGCCUAUUCAUAUCGAUAUUGUCCAUGACAGCGGCCGCGCUGGUCGAGAUCAAACGGUUGGAGAUUGCAAAGGCUGAGGGCCUAACGCAUGAGAAAAUAGCAGUGCCCAUGAGCAUAUUUUGGCAAAUACCACAGUAUUUUCUGGUGGGUGCAGCCGAAAUAUUCACAUUCAUUGGGCAGCUUGAGUUCUUCUACGACCAAUCGCCCGACGCCAUGCGGAGCUUAUGCAGCGCACUGUCGCUCCUCACAACCGCAUUGGGGAAUUACCUGAGCUCCUUCAUCUUGACGAUCGUCACGUCCAUCACGACCAAGGGCGGGAAACCCGGGUGGAUUCCGAAUAAUCUAAACGAGGGGCAUCUCGAUUACUUCUUUUGGCUUCUGGCGGGCCUCAGCUUGUUGAACUUGCUGGUGUACAUGUACUGUGCUUCAAGGUAUAAGUGCAAGAAGGCUUCUUGAGCAUCCUUCAGAAUGGUGUUUGGAUGUAUAGAUGCAUGCAAUUGCAGAAAUUGCCCAAAUUGAAAAUCUGUUGGUAAUUCCUUUCUGGAGACUGAUAUUACACUCACCCAUGUAAUUUUUGGGAACUCAAUUUAGGAUUCAUGUUGUAAUAAUCUGAUUGCUUUUCAUUAGGAAAUGGCUGGUAUCA
Magnolia sinica is the source of this 2114-nucleotide messenger RNA. Its product is annotated as protein NRT1/ PTR FAMILY 8.3-like. NCBI's taxonomy places the organism in Eukaryota, Viridiplantae, Streptophyta, Magnoliopsida, Magnoliales, Magnoliaceae. The transcript is spliced from 5 exons. Gene Ontology annotation, cellular component: membrane. Gene Ontology annotation, biological process: transmembrane transport; oligopeptide transport. Gene Ontology annotation, molecular function: transmembrane transporter activity. The record is from RefSeq and is a predicted model, not a curated record. Bases 167 to 1927 code for a protein of 586 amino acids.